GAAGACGUUACCACUCUGUUCUCAACGUGCUUGAUCAGUCAAUUCUUCGUCAGUGUUUUCAUAAUAUGUAUAACGAUGUUUGAAAUGAGUUUACUGCCUGCUUUAAGUUUGCAGUUUUUGUCCAUGGUGAUAUAUCAAGCGUGUAUCCUUUUAGAAAUUUUUCUUUGGUGUUACUACGGCAACGAAGUCAUUUUGAAGAGCACAAAUCUCACGACGUCAGCUUACAUGUGUGGAUGGGUUGAAUUUUCGAAAGACUUUAAAACGGAUUUAUUGUUUUUUAUGACUCGAUCACAAUUUCCUCUAAAACUGUAUGCCGGUGGAUAUUUUACUUUAUCUCUGGAAACUCUUAUGGUGAUCUUGAAAUCAAGUUGGUCGUAUUUUGCAAUGCUUAACACGGGUACAUGCAGAGGUCUCGUAAGUUUCGGCGCGGUUGUCCCCGGUCCAUCGCAAAAAGUGCGCCUGCUUGCAUUCCAUAUUCCUGGAAAAUCUGAUUGGCUGUCUCAGAAAACUAUAAAUGCAUUAAUUCGUUUGAAUGCAAUAGUGCCGUACGAAGAGCAAGUGAUAAAUGUAGUGCUCAAGCUCAAAGUGCUGGCAAACAUGAUCGAUUCUUUCGGCGACAUUGAAAGAAUGACAGACGCAUCAUUUUUGUUUCUCACCAACAUGGUUCAAUGCCUCAAGUUGUACUGCUUCAUACACAACGCUUCACGAAUAUGGAAACUCGUUUACAGCAUGAACACAGAAGUGUUCAGACCAAGAAAUCAAGCGCAGUACGAAAUUCUGAGAAAAGAAAUCAAAAUGUCGAAAAUAAUUUUAAGUCUGUAUUUGCUGGCAUGUACUUUGACGUGCAUUUCUUGGGGCGUGUCACCACUGUUAGACAGAACAAGCGACGAUGGUAUCAGAUUGCCUUUAAGCGGAUGGUACCCUUUCAGUACUGAUACGUCUCCGGGGUUCGAAUUUGUGUACUUUUAUCAGAUUUUGUCGACUUGGAUCAACGGUCUGGGAGACAUUAGCAUGGAUACUUGUAUUUCUGGGACGAUAAUGUUUAUUUCUGCGCAGCUUAGUGUACUCAAAGAUGCUGUAGAAACGAUGAAACCCACAAGUAGUAGUGACCAUCCGACGAUUAAAGAGGCGUUGGUUCGAAAUGUCACUCACUUCAAAACGAUAGUUCAAUUUGCCGAAGAAGCGACCUUUCUAUUUACUGCAAGUAUCACAGGUCAGUUUGUGGUUGGAGUAGUCAUAGUGUGCAUGUCGAUGUUCCAAAUGAGUCUCGUCUCUGUGUCAAGUUUCCAAUUUUUUGGUAUGUUUAUCUACCAAAGUUGCGUCCUCUUGGAGAUAUACUUGUGGUGUUUCUACGGAAAUGAAGUAAUUAUGAAGAGCGACCAACUCACUCAGUCUGCGUAUAUGUGUGAAUGGACUGACGCUUCGAAGGAAUUCAAACAGAAUUUGAUCAUUUUUAUGACUCGGACACAAUUUCCUCUUAAAUUGUACGCUUCGGGUUAUUUUACUCUAUCUCUGGAAACUUUUAAGGCGGUUGCAAAAUCUUCUUGGUCCUACUUUGCUGUACUCAAUCAAGUUCACGAAGACAAAGUGGCUUAA
Messenger RNA from Zophobas morio, 1596 nucleotides. Its product is annotated as odorant receptor 46a-like. The transcript has 9 exons. Lineage: Eukaryota; Metazoa; Arthropoda; Insecta; Coleoptera; Tenebrionidae. Gene Ontology annotation, molecular function: olfactory receptor activity; odorant binding. The record is from RefSeq and is a predicted model, not a curated record. Bases 76 to 1596 code for a protein of 506 amino acids. Gene Ontology annotation, cellular component: plasma membrane. Gene Ontology annotation, biological process: sensory perception of smell; detection of chemical stimulus involved in sensory perception of smell.